GCGGAUCUGGGCUGGUUCCAGCAAGGGAUGACUAUGAUCCAUACAAUCGCACAGCUCGCUCCCCCCUGGCACUUUUCCGCAAUGCCGUAGCCGCCACGACGAAUCCACAAUCCCAGAGUUAUCGCGUCCAAUCGUUAUCGUCGCAACCACCUCGAUCCUGAUUGGCGACUUAUAGCAGCUAAGCCAAGAUCGUCGGCCUUGCAUGUGUUUCUAGAUUCUAAGACGUCGGAAACGUUUAGGGCCAUGGCUCCUCUCUGGUGGAGCCGCAGCACUCGACGCGUCGCGGCUGCUACUAUAGCGGCAGCAGGAGCCGCCGCGUCCCUUGCAGCAGCCACCUCUUUCAACGCCGUUCCCCCCAUUAUUUCCGAUAAUUCCGCAUCCCCUUCCCCCAAUUCGACCGCGUAUCGCGCAUCUCCGCUGUUGCCGGAGCGAGCCGCUCGGAGAAUGAGCCACGUGGCAUCAUGUGAGGGGAGCGCAGCGGACGCCGGAUCCAUCCCCGCGGUAUCGGGGGAGAGCGCGAAUGAGGCAACGAGAGCUGGGGGCGGAGAGGGUGGCGGGGAGGGGGAGAACGCGCCGGGCGUAGGCGGAGCGGGGCACCAGGCGGGAUCCGCGGCGAUCUUCCCGUUAAAGCUGCUGCAGGUGCAUGUGAUGUUCCGCCACGGGGACAGGGCGCCCAUGCCACGUGGCACGCCGUCAGAGGAGGAGGUGGCGCGUUGGGAGGCGAGGCUGCAGCCGCGACCCCCGCCGCACAUCCUGCCGCACAGGCAGCACACACGGGGGAUAGAGUGGCCGUUCGGGCAACUCACCAGGAAAGGAGCGCGAGAGGCAGAGUCGCUGGGCUGUGCGCUGAGGCAGAGAUACGCGGCCCUUCUGGGACUGGAGGGUGCAGGGCUCACUGGGGGCACUGCAGGCGCUGCUGCUGAUGCUGCUGGUGAUGCUGCUGGUGCUGAGACACAGGCUGCAGCAGAAGCGAGUGAAGCUGUUCAUGAUUCCAACAAGGACAGCAGCAACAGCGGCAGUAGUACCACCACUGGCAGCAGCAGCAACAGCACUGGUGCCUCACCAGCAGCAGCAUCGUCAUUGAUUAAGAUCCGCUCGACCAAUUUUCCUCGGACAUACAUGACAGGCUUCUACGUGUUGCAGGGCUUAUUGGGGUCGCAGGAGCGAGCAGCGCAGGUGCCCAUCGGCAUAUGGGGGGAGGAGGACGAGAACCUCUAUGAGAACGACCGAUGCGCCAGGGGUGUGAUGCUGUGGGGCCGUGCGUGGAAGGACCUUUCUCGCUCCACGCGCAACCCCGAUGGCUCCUUCACCGAUGCUGGCUGGCGCGCCCAGUACCAGAAUGUGCGUGAAUCUAUGCGAUCCUUCUUCAACCUCCCUGCCGGCCGAUUCCCCUGGCUCUGGGCAGUGGACUAUGCUGACUGCCGGCGCCAUCAUGGGGAUCCCCUACCCCCCGCGCUCAACCCGCCUCUCCUCGACACCUUCCGCUACCUCCUCGCUCAAGACUACAUGCGCACAUUCUCUCAUCAGGAGAUCUGUCGGCUGUCCAUGGGUCCGCUCCUCCACGAGGUGCAUGAGAGCAUGAAGGCCGCCAUAGCUCUCAAUGCCGCACCUCACACUCCCACCAGCAACAGCAGCAGCAGCAGCAGCAGUGCUGGUUAUGAUGCAUCUCCGGCUUUGCCGACGAACACUGCGGUGGACUCUCAUGCUCGCCCCACCUCUCCUCCUCCAUCAGAUAAACCUGCAGCCCCCUCCACUACCCACACGCCAACUUCCACCGCCCAACCGGCCUCUGUACCUUCUACAUCGUCCGUGUCAUUCCCAUCCCCAUCCCCAUCCCCACACCCUCGCAUCUUGCUCUAUUCAGGCCAUGACGCCACUCUCAUGCCCCUCUCAGCGGCGCUGGGUCGCCCGUUCCCCUUCUGGCCGGGCUACGCAUCCUCCAUUGCCCUGGAGCUGUGGGCGUCCCAGGACAACUCAACGCACUUUGUGAGGGUGCUCAGGAACUUUGAGGAAGUCGACAUGCCCAGGCAAGUGCCCCCGGCGGGGGGGUCAUGGCUUGACAUGCCAGCUGCUGCUGCUGCUGGUGCUGCUGGUGCAGGUGGCGCUGGUGAUGGCAUUGUGUUGUGUCCGUGGGAGCAUUUCUCACGCAUCUUGGAGUGGAGUGAGAUCAGCAAGGACCACUACGAGAGGGACUGCCACGUCGCCAAACCCAGGCUCUGAGCGUGCCCUUUUUUCUGUCACAGUCCUGACCUUUCCUUGCGCAUGCAAGGAUAUAUGCAACUUUGCUGUAACCUUUAAUGAGGAAUGACCCAAUGCCUCCAAGCAUUAGCUUUUUUUAAGGUAUGAUAUGAUAUCCACUCAUCAUGGUCCUAAUGUUUAAGAAUUUAC
Closterium sp. NIES-67 is the source of this 2388-nucleotide messenger RNA. The record is from the annotation of a GenBank genome assembly. Lineage: Eukaryota; Viridiplantae; Streptophyta; Zygnematophyceae; Desmidiales; Closteriaceae.